UUGCCCCAGUCAGCAUUUGCUGCUGCUUCGUGUGUUUUCUCUCGUCUGCCUGCGUGAGAGGAAGUGUGCCUUUCCUGCCAGGGGAGGGUCCUGGAUUAACUCGGCUCUGUCUGCCUCGUACUAAACGCCCUGCUGAUAACAGAUAAGACAGGAUCAACUGUGGCUGCAUGGCUAACUGGGUCUGAAGGUUGUUGCAGUUAAUACUGUUGUCCUGCAUUGGAGAGGAGGGUUUGUUGUUCCUGAGAGGAGGAGUGAGGAAGGACGCCAACCACCAGACUUGGGUGUUUUGUCUGCUGAAAAUGAAAGUGCACAAGAGGCAGAGGAAAGAACCAGCGUCAGGUUUUAAUGGCCUGAUGGACAAGAUGUGCGUAGCUUAGCUCAGCAUGUCUAUUGGAGCGAGGCACCCUGAGGCCCAGACAGGAUUAGUACCCAGUGUCCAAGACUUCGACAGAAAACUUGCAGAAGCUGACGCUUACCUACAGAUUCUGAUUGACCAGUUAAAGCUAUUUGAUGACAAGAUCAAGGACUGCAAAGAAGAUGAAUCACGCAAAAAAAUAGAACAUUUGAAAGACACUACCUGUAGUAUGGUAGAGUCCAUCAAACACUGUAUUGUUCUGCUGCAAAUUGCCAAGGACCAAAGUAACGAACAGCAACACGCAAACGGACUAAGCACCAUCAACCCAGUGGAUGGGAUCUACCAGCCCCCUCUGGACACUCCAGUAGCCAACGCCACAAUGCCAACACAGACCACUCUACCCACAGAUUCUUCUCAGGUGUGUAAAUCGGACCAGCGACCCUCAACAUUACCUGUUGGUCCUGUUGUCACCGUGAUGGGCAGUCUGCAGACCCCAACCCCCAAUAGCACAGGGAGCGGCCCAUCAGGCCCCAACAGCGGCGUCACCUCCCCAGCCCACAUCCCCCUCCCCUCGCACUCAGUUCCAGACUUCUCGUAUUCGUCCAGCGAGGAUGAAUUCUACGACGCAGACGAAUUCUACCAGAGCACCACCUCCCCCAAACACUGCAUGAAUGCCUCAGGGCCUCCGGCUGCCUUGCCCCUCAAUGAUCAAGAAACAACGUUGAAAAGACCGGACACAACAGAGUCCCUUAACUCAUCCAUGUCCAAUGGCACCACGGAUGCAGAUGCAUUUGAUACCCAUGACGAUCGUGAUGACGAAGGCGAGGGGGAGUCUGUGGAGGAGCACAAAAGUGUCAUCAUGCAUCUGCUCUCCCAAGUCCGUUUGGGCAUGGAUCUGACCAAGGUGGUGCUGCCUACUUUCAUUCUAGAAAGGAGAUCUUUGUUAGAAAUGUAUGCUGACUUCUUUGCACAUCCUGAUUUAUUUGUAAGUAUUGCAGAGCAGCCGGAGCCCCGUGAGCGCAUGGUCCAGGUGGUCAAAUGGUACCUCUCUGCCUUCCACGCGGGAAGGAAAGGCUCGGUGGCCAAGAAGCCUUAUAAUCCCAUACUGGGAGAGGUCUUUUUCUGCCACUGGGAUCUGCCUUGCCAGACUGAGGAGCCAGCCACACACAUGGAUAUGCAAUCAGAAGGUCCCGUUCCAUGGUCUUCAGCAAACAGUAUCAGUUUUGUGGCAGAGCAGGUCUCUCAUCACCCACCCAUUUCUGCAUUCUACGCAGAAUGUUCAAGUAAGAAGAUCCAGUUCAAUGCUCACAUCUGGACCAAGUCUAAGUUCCUGGGCAUGUCCAUAGGCGUUUAUAAUAUUGGCCAAGGCUGUGUGUCAUGUUUAGAGCACGAUGAACAUUACAUCCUCACCUUCCCUAACGGAUAUGGCAGGUCCAUUCUGACUGUGCCCUGGGUGGAGCUGGGUGGGGAGUGCAACAUCUCAUGCUCCAAAACGGGCUACAGUGCAAACAUCGUGUUCCACACCAAACCAUUCUACGGCGGCAAGAAGCACAGAAUCACAGCUGACAUUUUUGCACCGAAUGAUAAGAAGUCUUUCUGCUCUGUUGAAGGCGAAUGGAACGGAGUGAUGUAUGCCAAGUGGGCCACUGGAGAGAACACAACGUUCAUUGACACUAAGAGGAUGGGCAUCAUUAAGAAGAAAGUGAGGAAGCUGGAAGACCAGCUGACGUACGAGUCUCGAAGAUUGUGGAGAGAUGUGACGCUGAACCUGAAGCUCAAAGACAUCGACGCUGCAACAGAAGCCAAACACCGGCUGGAGGAGAAGCAGAGAGUGGAAGCCAGAGAGAGGAAGGAGAACGAGCAGCAGUGGGAGACCAGGCUGUUCCACGAGGACGGGGAAUGCUGGGUAUACGAUGAGCCGCUCUUAAAGAGACUUGCUUCUCCACGGCACUGAAUGGAGCAACACACAAUACAAACAAAUGCACACACACACGCACACAAACACACACAUUAAUAUAACACACACACUGCAGAGUCUUCAUAAGAACUCUUUUGCAAAAACCACUUAUUCUCCAAGCCUUUGACUGACUGCUGAUGGCUUUGUGUACACAGCUUUGCAUUCAACUGUAAAACAAUAGCAAUGAAUGAUAUUAAAUGGAAAGACCUAAAGCUCUACCAAGACGAUUUAAUAACUCCUUACAUGCGCGCGCCCCCUGGUGGCGAUUUUUGCCUGCGCGCUCCGGCUGCGAGGCCACUCCCUUCAUUGUUUUUUUGUAGGGUCGUGGAAUUGAACAAUAACCUUUUAGAAAUGUAAAACAGAGCUUGACAUCUCAGGGAAUCUGGUGACUGAAGAAAGCAAGCCACAGCCCCCCUGCAAAUGUCUGACAGCCUUAUUGUUAUUUUUAUGAUGGUGGAAUGGAUGAACCUUAACUGGGCGGGGAAGACAUUCCCUGCUUGCCUGCAACUAGUUAUAUAGCUUGUUUAUAUAUAAAUAUAGAUAUACAUAUGAGACGUAUAUAUUCUCUUUUUUAACUUUGUUUAUUUUUCUUUCUGGCAAUAGUGUAAAAUAUUUGAGCAUAAUGAAACGUCACAUCUUAAGGUACCCAUCCAAUGGUCAUAUUUGCUCCCAUCUCCAGUUUGCUAGUCAUUGUCUCUAGCGUGAUAAUACACAAUAAAGCCCCACAGAAGCCAUAUAGCAUCCAAUGGAAUAUAAUAUGCAAUCUAGUGGUCAUCAUCAAUGCUUUCGGAAAGAAGGCUUAAGGGACUUUGAUGCGCACACAGAACAAAGAAUCCUAUCAACGUAUUUUUUUCUGUUACCUGGAAGCAUUUAUGAACAAACGAUUGUUUGUGGGUUUUUUUGUUCUUCUUCCUGACCACUUGUCCAUGUUGAGGAUAUUGUUUUCUUCAUGUUGAAUUAAUCACCUUGCUUGGGGGAGGAGAAGGGUGCAAACGCCUCUGCUAUUUUUUUGUAGUGCUGCUAGUUUCCUUUCUGUAAGAGCCACUAUGAGGGUCUUCUACUACUACUACUCUUCACCUCAGCUUGUUUUUCCCCUUUUUUUUUCAAAAAGUUAUUCAUUCCUUUAUUUUACAGUGACAUAGACGUUGGCUCGAAGUGCAAUGGAUGAGAUACAAUAAACAAAUUUCACCUGAAUAUGCCCAAAAAAA
Dunckerocampus dactyliophorus (ringed pipefish) is the source of this 3520-nucleotide messenger RNA. RefSeq names its product oxysterol binding protein-like 9 (gene osbpl9). The transcript is spliced from 21 exons. The record is from RefSeq and is a predicted model, not a curated record. Bases 384 to 2309 code for a protein of 641 amino acids. Gene Ontology annotation, cellular component: intracellular membrane-bounded organelle; membrane; cytosol. NCBI's taxonomy places the organism in Eukaryota, Metazoa, Chordata, Actinopteri, Syngnathiformes, Syngnathidae. Gene Ontology annotation, molecular function: sterol binding.